AUGGCAAGCUUCUCGCACUCGUGCGCACUGCAUCCGAUUUACGGUGCACGACUCGGACAGUGGUGCUGUCGUCGUAAACGUGGUCAAUCCAGGCAUUCUAGCAGUGGCCUGGUCGCCACUUGGCUCGCACUUGUUGACAUUGCAGCGGCCCCAGAAAUCUCGGACCUCGGUAACCUCGUUGUGUGGGACGCGCUCACAUGCAAAGAAGUCGCACGGUUCAAGCAAAAGUCCUAUACACGUGAUAAAUGGUCGCCGCUUCAGUGGUCGUCUGAUGAGACAGUCUGUGCGCGUCAGAGUGCAAACAGUGUGAUGCUGUACAGCGGUCGCGACGUCGCAGCGGGACCGAUCGGUCCAAUCAACCUCCCCAACGUGGCGAACUCCAGUGUUGCUCCUGGCUCCUGGCCGAGAUCCAUACAAGCAACGAAGAGCUUUUACAAGGCACAGGACGUGACAUUCAAGUGGUCUCCCACAGGCAGUGCACUGAUCAUUGAAACUCGCACGGACAUUGAUACGUCAGGCAAGUCGUACUACUGUGAAACAGGUCUCUUUUUCCUGCAGAGCGACGGCGAGUAUGACUGCAUUGUCCUGCUAACGAAAGAAGGCACAGUGCACGAUGUGGCGUGGGACCCGACGGGCCGCGGGUUUGUGGUGAUCGCGGGUGCAAUGCCUGCGAAUGCCACGCUUUACGACAGCAAGGCGAUCCCAGUCUUUGAGUUUGCUGCAGCGCCCCGGAAUCACGUCAGCUGGAACCCGCACGGUCGCUUCUUGUGUCUGGCUGGCUUUGGAAAUCUUCGUGGUGACAUGGACUUUUUGGAGCGCAACAAGGUCAAAAAGAUGGGCUCUGCAACGUUAAACUCCGCGACGACAUUCGCGUGGUCGCCGGACAGCCGCUACUUUGCAGUGGCGACUACGUUCCCGCGUCUGCGUGUCGACAACGGCUAUAAAAUUUUCCGCUAA
Messenger RNA from Hyaloperonospora brassicae, 957 nucleotides. Lineage: Eukaryota; Oomycota; Peronosporomycetes; Peronosporales; Peronosporaceae. The record is from the annotation of a GenBank genome assembly.